Lacerta agilis (Sand lizard) is the source of this 1737-nucleotide messenger RNA. Its product is annotated as vomeronasal type-2 receptor 26-like. The transcript has 3 exons. Gene Ontology annotation, biological process: G protein-coupled receptor signaling pathway. The record is from RefSeq and is a predicted model, not a curated record. Lineage: Eukaryota; Metazoa; Chordata; Lepidosauria; Squamata; Lacertidae. Gene Ontology annotation, molecular function: G protein-coupled receptor activity. Gene Ontology annotation, cellular component: membrane. Bases 1 to 1737 code for a protein of 578 amino acids.
AUGAUUGAGGAAACUGGAGAAACAUUUUUGAGAAACCUACUACCAAUACUUUCUCAGAACAGAAUCUGUGCUGCCUUUGCUGAGAAAAUUCCCAUAAAAGCCUUUUUCAGUGACUUCUUAAAUUUGCAAGAAAAGUGGAACAAGCUAUUUGCAGACAUUAUGAAAAGUAAAGCCAGCACUAUUGUUGUCUAUGGAGAAACUUUGACCAUGAUAACAUUGAGAGGUCUGUUGCAUGAAGGAGAAUCUGAGUAUGGGAAAUCACUUGGUAAAGUGUGGAUUAUGGUAGCCCAGAUGGACCUUGUAGCAGUGUCCAUACACAAGGACUGGGAUAUAGAAGCCUUCCAUGGUGCCUUAGCCUUCACAGCCCACUCACAUGAGGUGCCAGGAUUCCAAAAUUUUCUUCAAAAACUAAACCCUCAUUUGAUGAAGGGAGACGGCUUCAUCCGACCUUUGUGGGAGCAAGCAUUCGGCUGUUCAUUUCCAAAUUCCCAUUUUAAUGGAGAUGAUGUGGACACUUGUACCGGAGAAGAGAGGCUGCAGAAUCUUCCUGGGCCUUUCUUUGAAAUGAGCACGACUGGCCACAGCUACAGUAUCUACAAUGCUGCACAGGCUUUGGCAAAUUCAGUACAUGUCAUGUACCCAUCCAUAUCCAAAGUCAUGGUGGGAAGAAGGAAGCUACAGCAUAAAAAUAUGCAGCCAUGGAAGGUGAUGCCCCUUUCACUCUGUAACAACAACUGUCAACCUGGUUACCAGAAGAAGAAAAAGGAGGGGGAGCCAUUUUGCUGCUACGAUUGUGUUCCAUGUCCAGAAGGGAAGGUUUCUCAUGCACAAGAUGCAGAUUCUUGCACAAUGUGCCCAAAAGAUCAUUAUCCAAACAAGGAAAAGAAUCACUGCAUUCCAAAGCUAAUGACCUUCUUGUCUUAUAAGGACCUUUUGGGGAUGAGUUUAGCCAUCUUUGAACUUUUAUUUUCCUUGAUCACUGCUCUAGUGCUAGGAGCCUUUAUAAUGCACCGAGACACUCCUAUUGUCAAAGCCAACAACCGGAGCCUCACCUACACCCUCCUCAUCUCCCUCCUGCUCUGUUUCCCUUGUGCUUUGCUGUUUAUUGGCCAUCCUGGGAAGGUGAUGUGUCUCCUCCGUCAAGUUGCGUUUGCCAUGGUCUUCUCAGUGGCUGUCUCUUCUGUGUUAGCAAAAACCAUUACAGUGGUUCUGGCUUUCAUGGCCACCAAGCCAGGAAGUAGCAUGAGGAAAUGGGUAGGGGAAAAGGUGGCCAACUCCAUUGUUCUUCUCUGCUCUCUUGUUCAAGGAAUUAUUUGUACCGUAUGGCUGGCAAUUAAUCCUCCAUUUCCAGAUAGCGACAUGAACUCAGUGACUGAAGAAAUUGUACUUGAAUGUAAUGAGGGGUCUGUGACUAUGUUCUAUUGUGUCCUGGGUUACAUGGGCUUCCUGGCUAUUGUGAGCUUCACUGUAGCUUUUCAGGCUAGAAAAUUACCUGACAGUUUCAAUGAAGCCAAGCUAAUCACUUUUAGCAUGCUUGUGUUUUGCAGUGUUUGGUUAUCCUUUUUCCCCACCUACUUGAGCACCAAAGGAAAAUACAUGGUAGCUGUGGAGAUCUUCUCCAUCUUAGCCUCCAGUGCUGGGCUGCUGGGUUGCAUCUUCUUCCCUAAAUGUUAUAUUAUUGUUCUAAGGCCAGAACUGAACAAAAGAGAUCACUUAAUAAAGAGAAAUGUUCACUGA